AUGUCUUUUCCUCCUCCAUUGCGUCCCUGGGAGUCUAUUGCCACAUCCUCUCAUGGUCCUUCUGCCACCUCCCCAUACUCUAUCAAAACAAGGAUCCUUCCUGCUAAAGAUGGCAUUGCUGUGUCUCUCUGUCUAGUGGAUAGCCGCAACUGUAGGUCUGAUCAAGAAGAUCAGAUGAGAACAGUGUCAAAAUCUGACAAUUUGGUGCCUCCUAACAUGGUGCAUACACAUAACAACAUAUGCCCUGAAGGGGAUUAUGUAGAGUUUGCCAAGGACAAAGUAGUAACUGCACAAGAUAGGACAUGGAACCAACACAACUCUCAUAUUCUGAAGUCCAGUGGACCUACCUCCUCCUCACCUCCCCAACCUGGUCCAUCCAGGAACCAUACACCCUGUAUACGUACUGUCAGGUUUGCAGAAGAGCCGUGUACACCUUGCAUGAGUAGAAAGUUAGGACAGGAAACCAAAGAGUAUGAUCUGAAGUGCCGAUAUCGGGUGCCCCAUAUGGAAGUGCAGCAGAAUUCCAUGAACGUUCAAAGGGGCUGCACCUUAGGGGAUCUUAAAGAACAAGAUUCCUGUAUUUGGGGUGUGGAAUUAGAAAAUGAGAGGCGUAGAAUCCCUGGAAGUCCACCUUUCUGUUACCUCUCAGAAAAGUCUUGUAAGGGCCAACCUGUGAGUCAAGUCUUAAACGGAGAACAUGGGGACACUCAAACAAAGCUGCAGAUGCCUUUGCAAGAUCCUUCAAGUUCAAAUCAGGGAACAAUUAAUGCUCAUAUGCAAACAGAGAAGGGAAUCUCUGAGAAAUGCUGGGUUGUUGUCCAAAGAGAUGAUGCUAAAGAUAACAAAGACAGCUGCCAAGGCAUUAUUCCGAGGUUAUGUGUAAUGCAAGGUAAAAAGACCACAGCUUUUGGACUUGUUUCCCCAAAGGUAGGGAGGCGAAGGCUCCCAAACCAAGAAUAUGAUCCACAGGUUAGGAGACAGCCCUCUUCUCCCAUGACUGGACAACAAUCAGAUAUCCAGGUGGAGCAGGCAAACUACACUGACACCACAAAGCCUGGGGUUCCAUCCCUACCGCAGUCGAAAUCAAGCAUUCAUUUAAUUCAAUUAAGGAUUGCUUGUCUUCCAGGUAGCAGGGACAGAGCUGGUAGAGCCAUGGUGGAGCUUUAUGGAGACAAUGAGGCCUGGAGCUCCUCUCUGGUGUCUAGCCUGGAGCUCUCUAAGCUGUUGCUGUACUUCUAUUCUAUUAUAAGGAAGGAAGAGCUCGGAAUGACUCUGGUUCUUGACGCACAAAAGAAGCCACCUCAUCCAGAGUUCUACAAAGCUCUGUUAAUGUUGCAUGAGCAGUGCCCCCAUUCAAUCCAUGGUGUUCUUAUACUGAUGAAUAAGGAGACCAGCUACAGUCCAGAGAAAUGUCCUGGACUGAUGGUGGAUAUUGUAACCUCACUGAGAACCCUUCAUAGGACAGUGGAAGGCAGUCAGUUGACCUCUGCACUGGGUGGCACCUUUCCAUACAGUCACAGUCACUGGAUAGAAAUUCAUCAGAAACUCCACCCAUUUGUGUUGGACCUGCAGGAUGCAUCAAAUCUGGUCCUUGGUGCCAUCAGGAGGUUAGAAGGUGUCCAUAAAAUUGACACCGUCCAGGAUGUGCAGCAGUGCAUCAAAGACCAGAAAACUCUAAUGAGUGAAGUGCUCAAAGACACACAGUUGGUUGCAUUGCAAAGGGAAGGUGGAGCCAAACUGGCCAAGCUCAGGAGGGAGAGUGAUUUGGAGUAUCCACACUGUGCGAACAGUCGUGACUGUGUGGACACUGUGACAGGUCUGUAUCACCAGCUGGAAGAACAGGUUCAUGUUUUGGUGAGGAAGUUCAAUGUGUCUCUUGAGCACCUUGAUUUCCUACUCAAGCUAAGGGAAAUGGAAACUCAGUGUUCAAAGGAGAAAAAGCAUCAAGCUGUAAUGUUGAUGACAGAGGCAGAGAAACUUCAGGGACCAUCUUGUCCUGAGACUGAAGUGUUCCGCCCCAUGGCUAUUGAACUGGCCAGCAACUGCAGGGCAUACCUGGGGCAGGAGCAAUUUCAUGGUUAUCCUGAAGAACAGAACUGGACCUCUCUCAAGGAGUUUUAUGAGCAACUAGGCAACUUUUCAUCAGAACAUUUCCAGGAGGUGAAAGCUCAUGCGUGUAGCCUUGGGUGCUCCAGGGUACUGCAGGUGUGGAACGAAGCCUGGCUGAACUGCCAGGAUGUCAGGAAGCAACUUGAAGAAAGACUCCAAGAGCUAGACCAAGCCCAAAGAAUAAUUUUACCCCCAGAUGAAUCUUGUGAUCCAAAUGAAUUGAACUCACCAGAAACUGAUCAUAUGGCAGUGGAUAGAUUAUCAAAGUUAUCCCAGACAGACCCAGAGAGCACUGACCAAUCUGAGGAUGAUUACUGCAGACCGACAGGCAGCUCUCUGGCUUGUUUCCACAUUAGUUUCAGGCAAAAUGACAGAAGUCCCAAAGGAUCUGGAGUUGUAAACAAAAAGGGCAAAAGGAUGCUAAGGAAAGAGACUGAUCAGGGAAAAGCCACCAAUACUGGCUUGAGUUCUGUGGCCUGUGAUUGGUUACCCCAGCAGCACAGGUUACAUGAACAUGUGGGCCAGGGUUCCAGUGCAGUAUCUGGAUGUUCUGAGCCCCAGGUCCUGACACCUUCCGGCCCCCUUGGGUAUCCCUGCCAGAUCGCACAAGACUCUCAGUACAUCCAGACCUUGCAGCAUGCUGGUCUCUGUUCUGAGAACUCAUCCUGUAUUGAAAGAGAAUCCAGGCAUACUUUGGAGUUGCCAGCAUCACCCAUGUGGACAUCUGACAGAGCAAAGUUCGAGUUCAACCCUGAACUAGCAGUGAUAUCAGACAGGAAACUACAUAGGAUCAUGGAGGAGCUGCUGUCAACAGAACUGGAGUAUGUGCAUUCUCUCAGCUACACCAUUACUCACUACCUCCCCCUCCUGGCACAGCCCAGCGUACCACAGGAACUGCGUGGUCAGCGAGGCCAAGUCUUCAGCAACCUUGAGAAAAUACAUGAAUUCCAUUGCCAUUAUUUCCUAAAAGAGCUUGAGGCAUGCCGAACAGAACCUCUGAGGGUUGGCUGCUGCUUCCUUCGUCAUAGGGAAAGCUUCGGGCUGUAUGCACUCUACACUCAAAACAAACCCCAGUCUGAUGCACUGGUUCUCACCCAUGGUCGUGAAUUCUUCAAGAGGAAGCAACUGGAAUUGGGGGAUAGCAUGGACCUCUUCUCAUAUCUGCUGAAACCAGUUCAGAGGGUCAGUCAGUACAGUCUAUUGCUGCAGGACAUAUUUGAGGAGUGUGGCCCCAACCACGACCGUGAGAGAGAAGAGAUCCAGGGAGCCAUUCAGGUGGUUCGAUUCCAACUUCGUCAUGGCAAUGAUUUGCUCACCAUGGACGCCAUCAAGGAAUGCAAUGUUAACCUGAAGGAGCAAGGUCAGCUAAUUCGCCAGGAUGAGUUUUCUGUGUUUUUCCGGAAGAAGAAAUCUCUUCGUCGUGCAUUUUUGUUUCAGGAUCUUAUUCUUCUCAGCAAGACCAAAAAAACAGACCAUGGAGAUGUCUAUGUCUACAAACAGUCAUUCAAGACAUGUGACAUUGGCAUGACGCAUAGCUCUGGAGAAAGUGGGCUAUGCUUUGAGAUCUGGGUCCACCGCAGGAAGACCCAGGACACGUACAUUCUACAGGCUGAAACAAAGGAGAUUAAAGAGGCCUGGACCAGGGAUCUGGAGCACAUCCUGUGGGAGCAAGCUGUUCGUAGUAGAGAGCUGAGAAUGCAGGAAAGGGUGUUCAUGGGUAUCCUGAGUAAACCCUUCAUGGAUAUUCAGCCAAGUGAAGCAGCUAUUUCUAACAGGGCUAUCAUAUGUGGUCUUCCAGGAAUAGGUGAUGUGUAACCUAUUUAAUUUAACUCCUUUGGCUCUGGAAGCAGUUCCUCAAACUCAGGCAGCCACUUGUCAUCCUCAUCUGGUCAUGGCUCUCUGCCACCUGCUGUUGUCCCUGGAAGCCAACCUAAUGGAGGGGGUUACAGGAAGUACUCAUGCCAGGGAAUUCUGGUGGACAGCACAGCAUCAUCAGUGGAGAACAUGACUAUGUUCACCAGACUUGCAGAUCAAAGGUGCCUCUCUGCAACAGAGGCAAAUCUGGACUGCUCCUCACCAGUCUUCUCCCUCUGCUCUGAUACUCGUGUUCUUCCAACGUCCACAGUCGAAAUACAACAGAAUGACACACUGGCUGUGUCCAGGAGGAAACCCUCCAUAAUACCUCAUCCAUGCUUUUCCUCUCAGAGUCCACAACAGGUCUUCAGGCGAUUCUGUGGAGCUGAAUCUGUUGGCCAAUGCGGGAAGGACAAUGCAGCAUGA
Molecule: messenger RNA, 4389 nt
Organism: Chanos chanos (milkfish)
Lineage: Eukaryota; Metazoa; Chordata; Actinopteri; Gonorynchiformes; Chanidae
Gene: quoa
Product: quattro a
Exons: 21
Molecular function (GO): guanyl-nucleotide exchange factor activity
Source: RefSeq, a predicted model, not a curated record